CCGUGCCAGCCGCGCCGUAUAUACACCAAAACUCCGGCUCGAUCACAUCACAUCACUCUCAAGUCUCAACAGUAACGCACGCACCAUCUCUCGCUCUCGGUCUUGCACGCGAUCGAUGCCUCUCUCGGCGGCUUCCAUCCUCCGCGCCUCCUCCCUCGCCCUGCUGCUGCUGGCGGCCACGGCGACGGGCGGCGACGGCAGCACGACGAGCGACUCGUCCGUGGCGCAGUCCAUCGACGACACGGAGAUGUACCUCUGCUACCUCUGCACUGGGCGCAACCCGAUGCUGAUCAGGUACUGCCCCAUCUACUGGGACUGGUGCCACCUCGUGUGCUACGCCCCCGACGUCGCCGCCGGGCCCGCUGCGUCCCUGCGGCCGGCAGCGGAAGCCACGGCCCCCCGCGAGACAUACGCCCAGCUGGGGUGCUACGUCAUGAAGCUGUACCGGAACGGCACCUACGUCAUCGUCAGCCGCCACGACUGCUCCAAAAUGGCCAGUUGCAUCCUCUCCUGCGGCGGCGGCGACGUCGCCGACCGGAAAACCUUGGGCGCGGCGCCGCUGCCGGUUACAGCGACGGCGCCCCAGGGAAUGCUGCCGUCGUCGCGCGUCGCCGAGUUCCAGCGGUGCGGCGAUCAGGCCAUGGGCCUGCCUCUGAGCGCCGUCCCCGGCCGCGUGUAGCAGCUAGCGGCGCCGGUCAACUUUGGGAGGAUGAGCGCGUAUCGGCAUGCAAACAUGCGUGCGCGCUUGCAAGGCAGUUGACAAGAGAUAUGAUCGGUUGUGUAUAGAGUUGCUAAAAAAUAAAAUAAAAGGGCCCCUGUCGUUCAGUUGACUUGAAAAAAAAGCCCUAACGUGA
This is a messenger RNA of Hordeum vulgare subsp. vulgare (domesticated barley), 854 nucleotides long. RefSeq lists its product as uncharacterized. The record is from RefSeq and is a predicted model, not a curated record. The transcript has a single exon. NCBI's taxonomy places the organism in Eukaryota, Viridiplantae, Streptophyta, Magnoliopsida, Poales, Poaceae. Bases 116 to 679 code for a protein of 187 amino acids.